Molecule: messenger RNA, 903 nt
Organism: Carya illinoinensis
Lineage: Eukaryota; Viridiplantae; Streptophyta; Magnoliopsida; Fagales; Juglandaceae
Exons: 1
Coding region: 1-903 (300 amino acids)
Biological process (GO): tetrapyrrole biosynthetic process
Molecular function (GO): uroporphyrinogen-III synthase activity
Source: RefSeq, a predicted model, not a curated record
AUGACCGUGACCAUGCAAAAUCAUCGUCUUCCUGCUGCUGUUGCUGCAACCACCCCACUGUCAGCCAGCAGCAAGCACACUGUCGCCUUCACCACGCCUCCAAACUACGCAGCUCGCCUCUCUCACCUCCUCACCCUCAAGGGCUACAUUCCUCUUUGGUGCCCCACUGUUCUCGUCCAUCCGACUCCACACAUACUUCUUCCUUACCUAUCUCCUCCCUUCCUCCAACCGUUCUCCGCCCUUGCCUUCACGUCACGUACCGCUAUCCACUCGUUCUCCGAAGCCGCCGCCGCAGCCCGUCUCAACCACCCUCUCCUUUCCUCUCAAGGCGACACCUUUCUCAUCGCCGCUCUGGGCAAAGACGCGGAGCUCAUCGACAGUGACGUCCUAGCGAAGUUCUGCCACGAACCCAAUCGGAUUAGAGUUUUGGUCCCUCCGACCGCGACACCUAGAGGUCUGGUGGAAUCGCUUGGGGAAGGGAACGGUCGGAAGAUUCUGUGUCUGGUCCCCCUCGUGGUGGGUCUGGAAGAGCCUUCCGUGGUCCCUGACUUUCUCCGGGACCUGGAGGCAAAUGGGUGGGCUCCGGUCAGGGUAAACGCUUACGAGACGCGCUGGGCGGGGCCGGAGUGCGCGAGGGAGGUGGUGGAGAGGUGCGAGAGUGGGGCAUUGAGUGCGCUCGUGUUCACGAGCACGGCCGAGGUGGAGGGUAUGCUGAAGAGCCUGAGGGAGUUUGGUUGGACGAACUUGGGAGAACUGGUGAGGGAAAGAUGUCCGGAGAUGGUGGUGGCGGCGCACGGACCCGUCACGGCGGCAGGGGCGGAGCGGUUGGGGGUGAAGGUUGAUGUGGUGAGCUCCAGGUUUGACAGUUUUGAUGGUGUUGUUGAUGCUCUUGGAUUGAGAUAA